AUGGCAAAUCCUACAACUCGUCAUGUAAUCAUUGACAUAACCGCAACAACAGCAAAUUCAAAUUCUGAAGCUUCUCCUCCUCCUUCUGUUGAUGUUGUUUCUACUCAAUCUUCAAAUUCUAGAUUAAGAAGAGGCGACGAUAAUUCAUUAGGACGUGUUUCCCGGACUCCAUUGAGUUCAGGCUUUUGUGUUUCUUUGGAAUUUGUUUUUACUUUUACUCAGAUUAUUGCUUCUGUUAUUGUUCUUAAUUCCUCGAGAAAUGAACAUCCACGUGCUCCCUUGUUUGCUUGGAUUGUUGGUUAUGCUUCUGGAUGUGUUGUUUCGCUUCCUUUGUUGUUGUGGAGAUAUUUUGCUAGGGGAGAUUCCGACUCUCGAACCUCCACCACGGUUGAUGAUCCUUCCGGGAUUCUUCUUUCGAAUUCGAGUACAAUACUUGGGGAAGAAGAUGUUGUUCCUAUUUCAUCCAAUGUUUCAUCCAAUCAAGCUUCGUCGGUAUUCACCAAUAUGAGAACCAAGAUACUUAUGGAAUACAUCAAAAUCGUCCUAGAUUUAUUUUUUGCAUCAUGGUUUAUUGUUGGAAUCAUAUGGAUAUUUGGAGGGCAUUCAUCCGCUAAUGAAGCUCCAAACUUAUACCGGUUAUGUGUAGUGUUUAUUACUUUUAGCUGCAUCGGUUACGCAUUGCCCUUCAUUCUAUGCUUAACAAUCUGCUGCUGUCUUCCUUGUAUAAUUUCCACUCUUGGGGUCAACGAAGAUCUCGUACAAACCAGAGGUGCAACCUCUGAGUGCAUUGAUGCUUUACCAACUCACAAAUUCAAAUUGAAUAAAAGCAAAAGUAUAGACGAAAACACUCCGGCUGUUAUUGAAGGUGGAGUUGUUUCUGGAGGAACCGAAAAGGAACGCGUGAUCUCCGGAGAAGAUGCAGUUUGUUGCAUAUGCAUAGCGAACUACGAAAACAACGAUGAUUUGAGAGAAUUGCCUUGUUCACAUCUUUUCCACAAAGAUUGCGUAGACAGGUGGUUAAAGAUAAAUGCAUUAUGCCCCCUUUGCAAGAGGGAAGUUGGCGGGAAUGAAACAGAACCAGUCAUCGAGGAAAAUGCCAGCCAACAAAGGGGCGAGACCGGGUUUGAGAAUAGUCCUGCCAAUACCUUGUCAUAA
This is a messenger RNA of Vicia faba (fava bean), 1155 nucleotides long. The record is from the annotation of a GenBank genome assembly. NCBI's taxonomy places the organism in Eukaryota, Viridiplantae, Streptophyta, Magnoliopsida, Fabales, Fabaceae.